AUGGGGCUAUAUUUCUCCUGUCCUGGGGAAUCUACACCUCCCUGGUCAGACAUGGAAGAAAUAAGAGCAAAGCUUGCAGAGAUUGCAAAGAGAAGACAGAAGGAAGCUGCAUCUUGGGACAUUUUGGUUGUUUGAUCUGUGGAAGUAAGAUAGAAAAAGAAAAAAAAAAUAGAAAACCAAAUCACUGCCUCUGAGCCACCACCAGAAGGUUAG
This is a messenger RNA of Mustela lutreola (European mink), 213 nucleotides long. RefSeq names its product small VCP/p97-interacting protein-like. The record is from RefSeq and is a predicted model, not a curated record. Gene Ontology annotation, cellular component: endoplasmic reticulum membrane. Gene Ontology annotation, biological process: positive regulation of autophagy; negative regulation of retrograde protein transport, ER to cytosol; negative regulation of VCP-NPL4-UFD1 AAA ATPase complex assembly. Lineage: Eukaryota; Metazoa; Chordata; Mammalia; Carnivora; Mustelidae.